AUGGCGCAGCCGCAGUACCCCGAGAUGGACCCAGACGAGAUCGAGGAGGAGGCCUACGAGACAGACACCGCCAGUUCCUCCCAGACAAGCACCCUCACCUGGAUCAACUGGUACACAUCCCUCACAGGGCACGACUAUUUCUGCGAAGUGCACGAAGAAUUCAUCGAGGACGAUUUUAACUUGACGGGGUUGCAGAGUAUGGUGCCCUUCUGGAGGGAGGCCUUGGAUAUGGUUCUCGACGUUGAGCCUGAAGAAGAUUCAUCAAAGAUCCCAGACGUGUCUAUCGUAGAGUCUUCUGCCGAGCUGCUCUACGGCCUCGUUCAUCAGCGAUUCAUCCUGACCAAAGCCGGCCUCAGCGCCAUGGUGGAGAAAUACGACCUCGCCCAUUUCGGCGCCUGCCCCCGCGUCUUCUGCAACGCCACCCCGGUUCUCCCCUGCGGCCGCUCAGAUAUGCCGGGGAUUGAUACCGUCAAGCUGUAUUGCCCGAAUUGCGGGGAUAUGUAUACGCCGCCGAGCAGCAAGUAUCAGAAUGUGGAUGGUGCAUUCUUCGGCACAUCCUUCGCCCCCCUCUUCUUCCAAACAUACCCAGAACUCCACGCCGCCCCAUUCGUACCCCCACCCCCCUCUUCUUCUUCUUCCGCCCCGACCCCCACCUCCCACGCCAGCCCGAUCGGCGGCACAACCCACCCAAACCCCAACCCCCACGGCGGGCAGAAACCCGCGCUGGGCAAGGUUUAUACGCCAAAGAUAUAUGGGUUUAGGGUGUCGGAGAAGGCGAGGAGCGGGCCGAGGAUGGGGUGGUUGAGGGAGAGGCCGGCGAGUUUUGAGGAAUUAUCGAAGGUGGAUUAUAGGGGGAGGUGGAAGGGGGAUGGGGGCGCUGGGGCUGGGGGAGGGGAAGGGGAAGGAGGGAAGGAUGGGGAGAAGGAUGGGGAUGGGGGGAGGGGCAAGAGGGAGAAGGGAAGGUUGUUUGAUGAGGAUGAAGAUGAAGAUGAUGAUGAGGAGGAAGAGGAAGAGGAAGAGGGCGGGGUGGGGGGGAAGGUUGUGCCGGAGAGUAGUGUGGCGGGGUCGGGGAGACGGUGA
This is a messenger RNA of Cryptococcus amylolentus CBS 6039, 1080 nucleotides long. RefSeq lists its product as hypothetical. The record is from RefSeq and is a predicted model, not a curated record. NCBI's taxonomy places the organism in Eukaryota, Fungi, Basidiomycota, Tremellomycetes, Tremellales, Cryptococcaceae. Gene Ontology annotation, molecular function: protein kinase regulator activity. Gene Ontology annotation, cellular component: protein kinase CK2 complex; cytoplasm. The transcript has 5 exons. Bases 1 to 1080 code for a protein of 359 amino acids.